CCUUAAUCGUCGCUCCCUCACUUCGUCCACCGCCGCCGCCGCCAUUAUUCAUCGGAAAUAAUUUCUCCGUGACCACUCGGAGAAGAAGUGCUAGUGGUCGAAGUAAUUUGCUAUUUUCGCAGAGAAGAGAGAAAUCCAAGUACUGUGUGAACAGAAUUACUACUAUGAUCGAGCCAGAAAACGAGAUACACGAAGAAGCGGCGGCGGCGGAAGACGAAGACGAAGAGGAAUACGUUAUGCUCGAUUUGAGCAGCAUCUCCAACCACAUUCGAAUCCCGCCGUACGCCCCAUACGUACUCUCCGGUUUGGAUACGCUCAACCCGAUUCUGAUCAUAGAUAACAAUAUUAAGCUGAUUGGAGAGUACAAAGAAACAUUUGGGACCUGCCUUGUUUUCAAUGAAAGUGGAGUGGAUCCUAUCGAUAAGGAACGGGCAGGGUCAUCUGACCCGAAGCAAACCCCAGCCAAGAAAGUUAAUCCGAUAGCAAGUCUCGAUAAGAUUCUCAAAUUCAGAUUAUUCAUGGAGGCUGAGAAUAGAGAUAUUGGGGCAGAUAAGCAAGCAAAUAAUCCAUCUUGAUGUACUACAUGAAAUUACCUUUUUACCCUCUUAAUUUAUAGGAUUGAUAUUAAUAGAAUACGAGUUUUUUUCUCAGCAAGUUUUUGUUUUCGUGU
Molecule: messenger RNA, 670 nt
Organism: Erythranthe guttata (spotted monkey flower)
Lineage: Eukaryota; Viridiplantae; Streptophyta; Magnoliopsida; Lamiales; Phrymaceae
Product: Transcription factor TFIIIC, tau55-related protein
Biological process (GO): transcription by RNA polymerase III
Cellular component (GO): transcription factor TFIIIC complex
Source: RefSeq, a predicted model, not a curated record